CACACAUGUGCACCCGUCAUAUUGAGCUCUUUGUUUAAUCUGAGUCAUAACAGCGUGAGCAGAAAACUAUUCCCUUCUUGUUGACAACAAAAAAUUGAAGAAGAAAAGAGCAAAAAAUUUGAGAAAAUUUAAACAAAACGGAUAAAACUAAAAUUAAGAUUGCUACAUUUUUACGAGCAUGAGCGUUCUUUUCAAUUGAGAGACGGAUAAUAUAUAAGAAUAGGUUAGGUGUUUGUGAGUAUACGAGAAGCUUGUUUAAAUUAUUAUAAAGAUGAAGGAUUUUCAAAGCAAGUUAUGUAUGUUAUUAUUAGAAGAAUACUUUGGAAAUAUUGUACAGUGUAUAGGGAACAGUUUAUUACAUAGCAGAAAAACAUUAGAUGUUAUACGACUUCAUACAAAUUUACCGUUAAUUAAGGUAAAAGAAGGACUAUGUGUCCUUAUAAAAUAUGGUUUUGUCACUUAUCAACAAGAUGAAAAAGGUAGUGUUCACUAUGUCCUACAUUGUGAGAAAAUUAUUAUGCUUCUACGUUAUCCAAGGUAUAUGCUAUUUGCAAAAACUUACUGCAGAGAUGAAGGUGAAAUUAUGUUAGAAGAAGUAUUAAAACAUGGAUAUAUCACAGCUUCUGAAGUCAUAAUAAAAACAUACAAACGACUUGAGGAAACUCCUUCUAAAUGUGCUGAACAACUUUCCGUUGCAAAUUUAAAAAAUACAUUCGAGUUAUUAGUAAAAAACCAAUUUUUAAUGCAUAGUAUAUCCUUUAAUACAAUGAAAGAAAAUAUUGAAAAACCUGAAUACAAUUUACCACAUCUUAAUAUGACAGCCAUUUCUAAUAUAUUACAAGGACAAAAUGCUGAUCCUGGAGAUAAUAAAUUAUAUUGGAAGGUCAAUUUUGACAGAUUUACACAAGAUUUCAGGGAUAAAAUUAUGGUAUCAGCCAUGACUCAGAGAUUUGACAUAAAUGCUGGAGAAUUAAUGAGACAAUUGAUUAAUUUGAUGUAUUUGCGUACCGCACCAUGGACAGCUACAUCGAAUCCAAUUCCAUAUACUGAAAUAAAAGAGGAAGUGAAAAAAUUGACUUUUUUAGAGCUUGAACAAUAUCUUGAUCAGUAUCUAAGACUUAUAGAAGAAGACAGUAGUCAAUUUAUUAAACGAGUUGGUGAUUCUGGUGGAGGGCAAUAUAGUGUUAACAUGAAAAAUGCAUUUAAACAAUUAGUAUGGGCAACGAUAGAAAGUAUUGUAGCUGAAAGAUUUGGUUCCAAGGCUGCAAGAAUUUUCAGAUUAGUGCGUAUUGAAAAAAAUGUUAACCUAGAUCAGAUUCAACAGUUGGCAAUGAUUCCAGCAAAAGAAGCUAAAUGCUUAACAUAUAUUUUGGCACAAGAAAAUUUCAUACAGAUGCAAGAGAUAAAAAAAGCUGGAACUUUAGCAGCACCAACAAAAGGACCUUUCCAUUUUUACAUUGAUCUGACUAAAAUUGUUCAAAUGGAAAUUGAACAUUGUUGUCAAGCAUUGUAUAAUAUUAUAAAAAGGCGAGACCAUGAAUUAAGUAAUAAUAAGCGCAUGAUAGAAAAACAAUUAAGAGUACAGAUACUUUCUUCCAAUAUGAAAGAACAUGGCGCUACAGAACAACAAUUGGCUGAUAUUGCAGAAAUGAUGACACCAUCUGAAACUCAGCAGCUUGAGAAGGCGCAAAAUGCGAUUAAAAAACUGAAUGUAACAGAGCUACAAAUAGAUGAAACUUUGUUCUUACUAACGAUAUAUUUACGAUAUCAUUAAAUAAAAAAACCAUUACUUUUUUAAUAUCUUUUCCUUUUUUUAUAAGAUGUGUGCAUAUAAAAAUGAGACUCCUUCAUUUAUUCAUU
This is a messenger RNA of Camponotus floridanus (Florida carpenter ant), 1860 nucleotides long. RefSeq names its product DNA-directed RNA polymerase III subunit RPC3 (gene Polr3C). The transcript has 8 exons. Gene Ontology annotation, biological process: DNA-templated transcription. The record is from RefSeq and is a predicted model, not a curated record. NCBI's taxonomy places the organism in Eukaryota, Metazoa, Arthropoda, Insecta, Hymenoptera, Formicidae. Gene Ontology annotation, molecular function: single-stranded DNA binding. The coding region runs from base 272 to 1774 and encodes 500 amino acids. Gene Ontology annotation, cellular component: RNA polymerase III complex.